GCUCAGAAGGUGGCGUACGUCAUGCAAGAGGAGCUGCUGUUCCCGUUCCUGAGCGUCCGCGAGACGUUCGAGUUGCACGCGAGGCUGCGGCUGCCGCCGUCGGCGUCGGUGGAUAAGAAGCGGAGGACGGCGGCGUUUCUGAUCUCCGAGCUCGGGCUGAAGAACGUCGCGGACUCCCCCGUGGGGCGCGUCGGCGGGUUCCCGCGCGGGCUGUCCGGCGGCGAGAGGAAGCGGUGCAACAUCGGCGUGGAGAUGGUGCGAGACCCGAGCGCGAUCUUCCUGGACGAGCCGACGAGCGGACUGGACUCGUUCCAGGCGCAAAACGUCAUGUCGUCGCUCAGGGACCUCGCGAUGCACGGCCGGUGCGUCGUGUGCACGAUCCACCAGCCGCGGAGUUCGAUAUACACGAUGCUCGAUAGCCUGAUGCUCCUCACGGACGGGCGACUCGCGUACAUCGGCGACGCGAGAGACGCGUGUCCGACGUUGACGAACCCGGCGGAUUUUUUCAUGGACGUCACGUCGAUCGAUUUUCGAAGCGACGCGAAGGAGGCCAACUCGCGAGAGCGCGUGCGGACGUUCGCGAGGGAGGCGGAAGCGCGCGGGUUAGGCGACGCGAGCGUGAAGGCUGCGAUGGCGUCGAUGCUCGCGGACGCGGACGCGGCCGCGCGCGAGGACGGAGAAGGGAAAGGGGACACGAAGGAAGAAAACGAGACGACGACGGCGACGACGACGGGCGGCGCGUCGUGGCCGACGCAGUUCGCGCUGCUUCUCGCGCGCGCGCAUAAGUGCCAACGACGCGACACCGUCGGCGUCGGCGUGACCGUCCUCCUGGAUAUCGUCUACGCGCUUCUGCUCUCCGCGCUGUUCCGGAACGUCGCGGACGAUCAAGAGGGGGUGCAAAACCGCCUCGGGUGCCUCUUCUUCAUCGCGUUGAAUCUGGCGUAUUCCUCCGCGUUGCCCGCGAUCAAUUUGUUCACCGCGGAGAAGUACAUCGUCAUCCGCGAGCGAGCGUCCGGGGCGUACACCACGAGCGCGUACUACGUCUCGAAGUUCAUCGCGGAGCUGCCUCGGUUGCUCUCGCGGUUCGUGUUCUGCGUGCUCGUGUACUGGAUCGUCGGGUUCAAUCCCACGUUCGCGCGCUUCGCCAUCUUCGUCGCGAUCGUCCUGGCGCACUGCCUCGCCGCGCAGGCGAUCGGGAUGGUCAUGGCGACCGGGCUGCCCAUCGGUGCCGCGCUCGCGUUCGGCCCGGCGACGAUCACCGUGUUCACGCUGUUCGGCGGCAUCUACCUCAACGUGGACACGAUACCGGAGGGCGCCGGGUGGGUGAAAUUCAUUGACUUUAUCUACUACACCUUCAGCGCGCUGUGCGUGAACGAGUUCGAUGACAGUUCGAUGACCUUCUCGUGCGACGCCGCCGCGCGGUGCCUCGAGAACGGCGACGCGGUGCUGGAGCUGUACGGGUUCGAGGACGUGCGGGUGAGCACGCAGAUUUUGUGUCAGCUCGCGCUGACGUUUGGGUUGCAGGCGCUCGCGUUUCGUCUGCUGGUUCGGAGUACGUCGCGGUUUUUGCCGCUCGAGAUGGAUCCCGCGGUCGCCGUCGCGGCGGCGGCGGGCGGGGAGGAGAAAAACGCCGACGCCGACGCGAAGGAACGGGGGACGCGCGCGUAGGGUUGCUAACGUAGAAAUUCGUAUUUGCAUCGCGUGAUACCCUCGUCG
Micromonas pusilla CCMP1545 is the source of this 1716-nucleotide messenger RNA. RefSeq names its product ATP-binding cassette superfamily. Gene Ontology annotation, molecular function: ABC-type transporter activity; ATP hydrolysis activity; ATP binding. Gene Ontology annotation, cellular component: membrane. Lineage: Eukaryota; Viridiplantae; Chlorophyta; Mamiellophyceae; Mamiellales; Mamiellaceae. Gene Ontology annotation, biological process: transmembrane transport. Bases 22 to 1668 code for a protein of 548 amino acids. The record is from RefSeq and is a predicted model, not a curated record. The transcript is spliced from 2 exons.